Messenger RNA from Lotus japonicus, 1188 nucleotides. RefSeq lists its product as uncharacterized. NCBI's taxonomy places the organism in Eukaryota, Viridiplantae, Streptophyta, Magnoliopsida, Fabales, Fabaceae. The record is from RefSeq and is a predicted model, not a curated record. The coding region runs from base 1 to 1188 and encodes 395 amino acids. The transcript has a single exon.
AUGAAUAUUCCCAUGAACAUCAAGCUUAGCGAUGCCGAGAGCAAGGUGCUGCACCUUGGUGCUGUAGAAGUAGAUCGAGAUCUCGCUUCGGAUGUGUGGGCGGUGGGGAAACUCCUCACCAGAGACCCUGCUGGUUAUACCUUUCGAGUAUUAAAGAGCGUUUUGCAACGCCUAUGGGGUGAAUCAAACUAUGUGGAUGUCAGGGAAGUUUCACAGAACCUGUUUCUGUUCCGGUUUGUCAAUACCAGAGAACGAAACUAUGCGGUCCGAGGUGGACCUUGGAUCUUUGAUCGGCAGAAUGUUGUUCUGGAAUUUUUCCGUCCAAACGACAUUCCAUCUCAGGUACCACUUGUCAAGGUGCCAUACUGGGUGCAAGUCCAUGGUCUGGAGGUCUGGCUCCGCAAGGAGAAAAUUGCCUUGCAACUGGGAGCAGCUUUUGCAGGAUACAUCGGAUGGGACAGAUCGGAUGCUAGUCGGUUUGGGGACUUUUUCAGAGUUAGAGUGUGGGUGGACGUCACGGUCCCACUACUCAGAAGUCAGAUGUUGAUGUCAGAUGGAGGCAAACCCUUCCAGGUCUUUUUCAAGUAUGAAAAACUGGGUAUGCUUUGCUUUCGGUGUGGGUUCAUGGACCACUUGACCCAAAAUUGUAACAUUGCGCCUGCAGCUAAUGAGAGUCGCUCUACUCUCCCAUAUGGCCUGUGGCUAAAGGCUGGGGACUCAGCGCAACCGUAUGGCAGAAACAGAAAUCGUGAGGGUGAGGGCAACCGCAGGUACCACAGGUCGUUUGGCUCCAACCAGAAUAAUGGAGCUGGGAGCUCUUCCUAUCGGAGGGAGUCAAACAUGGAGGAGCGCCCGACGGGAUCAAACUCGCGGGCGGGGGAGAAUAGUGACAGUGAACUUCUGGAUGUUGAUGAAGAGUUGCGUAAACUGGCUGCAGAACAGGAUGGAGGGGUGAACACGUUAACCCCGCACCAGCCCAUCAAUUUGCAAAGUGAGGGAACAGUGGUGAAUGCUCCAGGGAGUGCGGCGGUUCCGCAGCCUACUGGGGACAGCAAGGAAGUUUUCUCCUUCACAACACAAUUUGAACAUGAGUUUCCUAACAGAAAGCGAGGUGGGGUUUCUUUGGCCCCUCAUGUGAUGGGUAGUACAGGGGCAUCACCCCCCUCAUAUUUUAUGCAUGGUUACUGA